GUUCUCGAGGCGCAUGGGCCGCUCCACCUCUCUUCUGCAAGACUGCCUGGAAGGAAAGCGAGACAAGAGGAAAGACGGCCCUGCAUACAACGUUUCAGGUAUCUUUUAAGGGGAAUCGGCAUGUCGUCGCUGCAGCCUCGGUUCGUGUGCAGGCCGCGGGGAUGUGGGGAGUCUGACGCGUCCCUGAAGAAAGUAAGCACAAUCUUGUGUGUACAUUGGCGCACUCCUGAGCCACGUUUCUAGCUUGCUUGUAUGGACAAAAACAAGAAGACGAGGAAGACAGGAACCUCGGAUCAGUGCGUUUUUGUUUGAUCAUUUUAUUCCAUCCCCUUUGCCACUUUUGCGACUUUGGGCAGUGGCAAUUUUUUUACGCAAAAAAAGUUUUAAAUGUCACAGCUGUCCAACAUGGAGACCCCCUCGGGUGAGGACGGGAGUCACAUACCGGAGAAGAGGUUCCCGCUGAUCUACAUCGGCUGGUCAGUGCUGGACCGCCGCACUUCGCUGCCAAUGCUCCCGUGGCUGGUGGCCGAGAUCCGGCGGAGGAGCGAGCGGGGCGACUGCGGCCCCGCCAUGCAGCCGCGGGAGGUGCAGUUGGUGCUCCACAGCCCUUUCCUCCGUUGCGUACCAUGCUCCUCUUCUUCCUCCUCCUCCUCCAACAACAACUAUUCGGUUUUUAUCUUCGAGCACAAGGCGCAGCACAUCUCCCGUUUCAUGCACAACAGCAACGACCUCACCUACUUUGCCUAUCUGUUGCGGGCCCACCCCGACAACCCCGAAGCUGAGAUGUCCUGUCACGUGUUCAAGGCCAGUGACCCCAACCAGGUGCCUGAGGUGAUUAGCAGUAUUCGCCAAGUGUCCAAAUCAGCCCUAAAGGAAGACACCAAACCAAAACAGGAAAAUGACGAGGCCUUCUACAAUUCUCAGAAGUUUGAAGUGCUGUAUUGCGGCAAGGUGAUGGUGGGGCACAAAAAAGCUCCCUCCACCCUCAUCGAUGACUGCAUUGAUAAGUUUCACCAACACGAGGUGAAGCGCAAACUUCUUCUCAAUGGUCAACGAGGCUCCGUGGACAAGGUCCCUGUUGAGUUCACUAUUGGGGCGGGAGGAGAUCCACUAUCCUCGGUUUUGAAUGAGAAGAAUGAAGACAGCAAAGGUCUUGGAGGGGAAGACACGACAGCGUCUGGCAUGUCCGUCAGCAGUAGUCAGAGCAGCCUGAGAGGAGCGUUCCCAGAGUGCAUCCUGGAAGAUUCAGGUUUUCAGGAACCGCAGGAGUUCCGCAUGCGCUGCAGCAGCAUGGCAGGAAGUCUGCAGAGGACAACCAGUGAAGGUGCCGGGAUGGACCCUGCACGACGCAGACAUGCUAGCGCUCCCAACCACGUACAGCCGUCCGAUUCGGAUAAAAACCGAACCAUGCUUUUCCAGGUUGGGCGUUUUGAAGUAAACCUCAUCAGUCCAGACAGCAAAACAGUGGUGCUGGAAAAAAACUUCAAAGACAUUUCAUCUUGUUGUCAGGCCAUCAAGCAAACGGACCAUUUUGGAUUCAUCUGUCGUGACUCUUCAGAAUCCGGUCCCAGCCAGUAUGUGUGCUUUGUUUUCCAGUGCGCCAGCGAGUCUCUUGUGGAUGAGGUGAUGCUGACCUUGAAGCAGGCCUUCAGCACAGCUGCCUCCUUACAGAGCAAUAAGACCUUGGUCCAGUUAUGCGAGGCUUGCCCCAUGCACGACUUGCACAAGCUCUGCGAACGCAUUGAAGGCCUCUACCCGCCCAGAGCAAAGCUGGCCAUCCAGAAAUAUCUCUCCCAGCUGCCUGACAAUGAACAAGUGGAGAUAUUCGAGCGAGUUCAGAGACUGAAGCCCAGUUCAGACCAAGAGGAGAAUGAGCUGGCCAUUCUGUCUCUCAGGCAACUCUGUGAAAGCAAGCAGAAGACCCACCUCCACAUUGGAGAGGCCCCUCAGAAUGCAAGCAACUCCGCAGGGGACGGCGCGGCCACGGGCAGCCGCUUCAAACUGGACAUCCUGAAGAACAAGGCUCGCUCAUCCCUCACCAGUUCUCUGGAGAACAUCUUGGCCCGGGGCGCCAGUCGGAUGCGGGGCCGUUUGGGAAGCAUGGGAAGCAUGAGCAGCUUUGACAAACAGGAUGAGGAACCCACGGGUGUCUCCCCUCCGGCUUCCCCGCCCCCUUUCCCUGAUGACGACCCCGAAGCGAGCCAGCAGUUCCGCCGGCGCGCACACACCUUCAGCCACCCGCCCGUGAAGAAGCGCAUCUCCUUUGAGGGCCAGACGGGCAACUCGGCCAAGCAGGCACCUCUGCUCAGGCAACAUUCGGCCACCUUGGAAGCGUUGCAAAGCAGUCCUGUGGUCGUGUCGAGAACGCGCAGUGUCUCGGAGAGCCAGUCCUUCAGCCUCCCCUCCUCCUCUCCCUCCUCCUUCUCCGCUCCCACUUUCCUGAAGAGCAUUUACCAGGGCUCAUUGGGCUCACUGGGCUCCCUGAGCUCGCUGACAGACAGUGGGAGCAUCAAGAGUUAUGGUGAAGGCAGGAAAAGGACACUGUCAGGCUGCAGCAGCGACUCAGUGAGCGGACCGUCCCCGUGUCCGCAUAGGGUCUCGUGGAGACAGAAGAUUUUCCUGAGGGUCGCCUCGCCCAUGGGCAAGACCUCCAUGCACCCCUCAGACCAGUCAGAUAACAGGGAGCUGUUGCCGCUGUCCCCUCGCGGCCCACAUUCGAGCGUGGACCCUCUAACCGGUGGCGGGGCUCGGCCCAAGAGGACAGGGGCCGACUACCGGACUCUGUGGAAAACCGCAGUCCGCCAGCAGAUCCUCUUGCUGCGUAUGGAGAAGGAGAACCAGAGGCUCGAGGCGAGCCGGGAUGAGCUGCACAUUCGCAAGAUGAAGCUGAGCUACCAGGAAGUUGGCCCCGACUCCCAGGAGGUGCAGGCAUUGUGGGAGAAAAAACUGACGGCACCGGGCAGAACUACAGUGCGGCAGGACCAGGAAGACCUAUACCGCGCCCUCUGCCAAGGCGUUCCCAAAAGUCGGCGCGGGGAGGUGUGGUUGCUGCUCUGCCACCAGCACCGCUUGUGUCGCAGACAUCCUCAGCGCCAGCCAGCUAACGACACGCCAUACAGGGAUCUGUUGAAGCAGCUCACCGCACAGCAGCACGCCAUUUUGGUGGAUUUAGGUCGGACCUUCCCCAACCUCGAGUACUUCUCAGCCCAAUUGGGUGCUGGACAACUUUCCCUUUAUAACCUGCUCAAAGCCUACUCUCUGCUGGACACGGAGGUGGGCUACUGUCAGGGAGUCAGCUUCGUGGCUGGCGUGCUGCUGCUGCACAUGAGCGAGGAGCAGGCCUUCGACAUGCUCAAGUUCCUCAUGUAUGACCUCGGCAUCAGACGCCAAUACAAGCCCGACAUGAUCUCUCUGCAAAUCCAGAUGUACCAGCUCUCCAGACUGCUGCACGACUACCACCGUGACUUGUACAAUCACCUGGAGGUGUACGAAAUCUCCCCAAGCCUGUACGCCGCGCCGUGGUUCCUCACGCUCUUUGCCUCGCAGUUCCCCCUCGGCUUUGUCUCGCGCAUCUUUGACUUUCUAUUUGUCCAGGGCACGGAGGUCAUCUUCAAAGUAGCCCUGUGCCUGCUGAGCAGCCACCAGGGGGAGAUAGUGGGGUGCGAUAGCUUUGAGAGCAUUGUGGACUACCUGAAGACAACUCUUCCUAGCCUCACUCAGACUCAGAUGGAGGAGACCAUUGCCAAGGUGACGGAGAUGGACAUCUCCAAGCAGCUGCAUGCAUACGAGGUGGAGUACCAUGUGCUGCAGGACGAGGUGACAGAAGGUGGCGCUACGCCCGAUGACUCGGAGCGCCUGGACAAAUUGGAGAAGACCAAUGUGCAGCUGAAGAAGCAGAAUAUGGAACUGUUGGAGAAACUUCAGGCGGCCCGGCAGAAGAUCCAAACCCUGGAAACCAACGUGGAGAACUUCCUUUCCCGCGAGAGCAAAAUGAAGCACGUGAUCCGCACACUGGAGCAAGAGAGGUCGGCCCACCAGAAGACAAUCGAGCGCAUGCGCUCCUGCCUCCCGCCUGAUGUACUCACCGAUGUGGAGAUGACCCACAUCAAGGCGCCAGCGGCGCCCGACGCAAAAGCCAAAGCCGGCGCUAAGAAGCCGUGAUUGCGAACAAAAGUGUACAGUGACUUGCGGAGGGGUGUAGUCGGUCUCCAGUUUUGACACACACACUACACUACUCAAUCACAUUGAUUUGAUUAUUGGGGACAGUACAGUGGAAUAUCUAAGGUCUGACCCACAGGAAAUUAUGGGGAGGAGAAAUAACCCUGGGUCUAACUUGACUUUUAUUCACUGUACAAUGCAAGUACUUGAAGUCACAAUUUCAUUUUAAUUUUAAUUGUGUCUUCAUUUUGACUUAAGAGAUUCCACUGUUAACUUCGUACCUUUCACUUCGCCCCAAGAAGGCACAGCCCAAGGGUUAAAAAAAGAGAGAAAAAAGAAAAAAAGGUCUUCUCGCCCAUCGACAACCCGUUAUACAUCUUUUUCCAAUCAUGAAUCUUUAUGUAGCAUUGACUGUUGUGUAAAAUCAAGCACAACACCCCAGAGUGGAUUUUUUUGAAGUAACACUCGCUUUUCUUACGAAUGGCUUUGCUUUUAUUCACUUGAAGCUUUUGCUGUUGUUGUUGAAUGUAUUUUUCGUCCAAAGAGAUUUUUCUUUCGUUUCCAGAAAAAAAAAAAAAAAAAAACAACUUGAGCUUUUCAGAAUGUCUUCUUCUCUUUAGGAGGAAGUGCCUCUUUCAAAAGCUCAGACAGGAUGUGAGGUCGUCUGCCUCGUCGGUUUCCUGUGUGACUGACCGCAGUGUCACCUCCAUGUCAGAACUCAAUCAAACAAAACGUUUGAGGAGGAGGAUUUGAAGAUUUUGCUUCCUUUUUUGCUGCUUUUGCCAAACCAAAACUCUUCUCACUCUGCUCUUGCGAGGGUUGAACAACAUAACACUUAUUUGAUUGUUCAGAAUUUGGUCAAUUGUGUCGAGUAGAUUGCUGAUGUCUUGAACAUGGAGAGCACGAUAUAGCUGUGAUAAGCUGAGGCACUCUUAAAUCACUCUCAACCAAUUUGCUGUCUAAAGAAAUCCAACGUGAUGUCAGUAGUGGCCUACAUCCACACUGUGACAAAAGAAUCAGAAAAAUGACAAGCUUUUUACAACUUUUUUUUCCCUGUAGUAUUAAAAUGACUUAUUUCUCAAAUAAUAAAACUUGUCAUUUUAAAAUCUGUCUGUACUGAUUCACUAUCCACUACUUUAUUGUCUAAAGAACACAUUAAAGUAUAAAAUAAUUCCUGUAAAUAUUAUUUACUUUUAAUUUUUAUAAUACUGUUUUUUUCCCCAUAAAGUGCAACUUCAUCCUCUUAUUAUGACUUAAACACAGAAGAACAACUUGACAUCAGCGAAUACCAACAUCCAUAUUACAGUACAAGGGAUUAGAACCAUUUCUCGUCAAGAAACAGUAUUACUUUUGUUUUCUUUGAAAAAAUAAGUAAAGUCAAGAGACUGAAACCAGCAGAGGUGCUGUCGAUUUUGUCUUGACUAGUUUGCUGUCUAGAGAAGGCUAAUAUGACAUCACAAUUAUCGUAAUAGAUGUGACGUUGGCACGGCAACAGGAGUCCAAAACAUUCAGAGAGAGAUUUCUUCAUCCAUUAAAAAAAAACAUGAGCAAAUUAACAAUCGAUGACUUGAAGGUUAAUUUUCUCCGUGGUUGGAAUGUUUGUACAAAGUUGUUUUUUUGUUUUUGUUUUUUGGUGCAGGUGAAUUGAUGUCCUUUUGCUGUGUGCUAAUUUGCUUCUUAAGUUUCCUUUUCACACAAGUUGCAUUGUUGCAGAAUAAUGGGUGUCUUUACUGGCACCUCACUUUUGUUUCAAGUGCGCCACCCUGUUUUGACUCACCUGUUCCGGUCCUGACUGAGAACGAAACAUCCCCGAAAUGAAAGCACAUUUGAUUCUGUCUGUCAGCCUCCUCAUCCUUGACAAGAUUUGUGUCUUUGUACACUCAUUUUUAAGUGCGAUGAGUGUGGAGUGUUUUUUUUUUUCUUGGCGUUUGCAUAUGUUUACCAGCACCUUUGCCUUGUUUUUGUUUUGCUCAGGUAGUGUGCUGAGUACUGGUGCAACACGUUUAUCUCCAGUUUGCGCUACUUGUCGGAAAUUGUCAAUGAAAACCAAAAGUGUUUGGUUUGUUUUGGGGACGAAUAAAAAAAGGUUUUGUA
This is a messenger RNA of Hippocampus zosterae (dwarf seahorse), 6252 nucleotides long. RefSeq names its product TBC1 domain family, member 4 (gene tbc1d4). Lineage: Eukaryota; Metazoa; Chordata; Actinopteri; Syngnathiformes; Syngnathidae. The record is from RefSeq and is a predicted model, not a curated record. Bases 388 to 4161 code for a protein of 1257 amino acids. The transcript is spliced from 23 exons.